Messenger RNA from Oldenlandia corymbosa var. corymbosa, 2520 nucleotides. The record is from the annotation of a GenBank genome assembly. Lineage: Eukaryota; Viridiplantae; Streptophyta; Magnoliopsida; Gentianales; Rubiaceae.
AUGGCAACUUUACAGCAUCCACUAUGCUUCAAGUUCAAGCUCCGUAACCCACCGGAUAAACCCGAAUCCAAUUCAAAGCCCGGGGAAAGAACAACCCGUUCCAGAACCCUUGUAAUUCACUGCAAGAAAGCCAAGAAUGAAGAAGCUUUCAAGGAGGAAAGGAGAGCCCAUGUGGACUACGAUAAUGGGACCCAUCAUGUCUCUGUUCGGGUCAGUGGCCUCCGCAAGUCGGACUUGUCUAAACGCAAUCGUAUGCGGGUCGAGACGGACCGGUUCCAGAAGGACUGGACCAUUUCCCAGGUGGUAGAGAAGAUAAUGGCGCUCAACCGCCACGAUGAUGUUGAAGUUGUCUUGAACCGAUGGGCGGGCCGGUUUGCCCGGAAGAAUUUCCCUAUUCUUAUCAGGGAAAUAACUCAAAAAGGGUCAGUAGAACAUAGCAUCCUAGCAUUCUCGUGGAUGAAAAAUCAGAAGAACUACUGUGCACGAACUGAUAUCUACAAUAUGAUGAUUCGGUUGCACUCUAGGCAUAACCAGGUGGAUCAGGCACGUGGUUUAUUCUUUGAGAUGCAAAAAUGGAGGUGCAAGCCAGAUGUUGAAACUUACAAUGCUCUCAUUAAUGUGCAUGGCCGAAACGGACAGUGGCGUUGGGCCAUGAAUAUAAUGGAAGACAUGCUCCGUGCAGCUAUACCACCAAGUAGGUCAACUUAUAACAACUUGAUACAUGCUUGUGGAUGUGCUGGAAACUGGAAAGAAGCUCUCAAGGUUUGCAAGAGUAUGACGGAAAAUGGAGUUGGGCCUGAUUUGGUGACACACAAUAUUGUGCUAUCUGCAUAUAAGAAUGGUGCUGAAUACUCGAGAGCAUUAUCUUACUUUGAACUGAUGAAAGGAACUAGAAUUCGUCCUGAUACGACCACCCUGAAUAUUGUUAUGCAUUGCCAAAUAAAGCUUGGGCAUUAUGAGAAAGCUCUUGAAUUUUUUAAUUCAAUGAGAGGCAAAAGAGCAGAAUGUCUUCCUGAUAUUGUUACAUUUACUACCAUCAUGCAUAUGUAUUCAGUUUUGGGCCAGGUUGAAAACUGCAAGGCUGUGUUUAGUACAAUCCUUGCAGAGGGUUUGAAGCCUAAUGUUGUUUCAUAUAAUGCAUUACUUGGUGCACAUGCAUCUUGUGGGAUGUGCACAGAAGCCUACUCAAUUUUUAAAGAAAUGGUACAGAAGGGACUCCGUCCAGAUGUUGUCUCUUAUACUUCUUUGCUUAAUGCUUACGGAAGAUCACAGCAGCCAGAGAAGGCCAGAGAGAUAUUGGAGAUGAUGAAACAGAAUAAUUGCAGACCGAAUCUCGUGAGCUAUAAUGCAUUGAUUGAUGCCUAUGGAUCUAAUGGCCAUUUAGCUGAAGCUGUUAAAGUGCUGCAUGAAAUGGAGAACAGUGGUGUCCAACCUAAUGUUGUGUCAAUUAGUACUUUGUUGGCAGCCUGCGCCCGAUCUGGUGACAGAGUGAGGAUUGAAUCAAUAUUGGCAGCUGCUGAGUCACGACAUAUUGCAUUGAACACAAUUGCAUAUAAUUCUGCUAUUGGAAGUUAUAUGAGUUUAGGGGAGUAUGAGAAGGCAAUAACAUUAUACAGGUUGAUGAGGAAAAAGAGAGUCAAACCUGAUUCUGUUACCUUUAAUGUGUUGAUAAGUGGUUCAUGUAAGAUGUCUAAGUUUUCUGACGCACUUGAUUUUGUUGACGAAAUGAUGCAUCUAAAGAUACCAUUAUCUCAGGAGGGGCAACUAGCUGGAGCAGAAUCAAUGUUCUCCAUGAUGAAGACUGCUGGUUUUCUUCCUGAUGUUGUUGCAUAUACUGCUAUGCUACACGCAUACAGUGUAGCAGAUAAUUGGGAGAAUGCUUUUAAGAUAUUCCAAGAGAUGGAAUUGGAUGGUGUUCAGCCAGAUUCUGUUGCUUUUUCAACUCUCAUGAGAGCUUUCAACCGAGGGUGCCAACCAGAAAAAGUUCUUCUUGCCGCAGAGUUUAUGAAAGACAAGAACAUCCCCUUCACAGAUGCGGUUCUUUUUGAAGUAAUUUCGGCAUGUAGUAUGUUGCGGGAUUGGAGAAUAAUCACAGAAGUAAUCAAAAUGAUGGAGAGUUCAUUGGCUGUUGUCUCUGUUGGAACUCUUAAUCAACUUUUGCAGUGUGUUGGAAAAUGUGGAAAGGUUGAAACAAUGAUCAAGUUGUUCUACAAGAUGGUGUCAUUCAAUGUAGAAGUAAACUUGUCAACAUAUUCAAUUCUUUUAGACAAUCUUUUGGCUGCGGGAAAUUGGAGGAAGUACGUGGAGGUAUUGCAUUGGAUGGAGGAUGAAGGGAUUCCACCAUCUAUGAAAAUGUACCACGAUAUAUUAUUCUUUGCGCAGAAGAGCGCUGGAGCUGAAUAUGGUGCCGCAAUUAGAGAAUCUAUUGAAUCAAUGAAGUGGAAAAGGGAUAAUAAAAUCUCAUUGAACCGGACACAUGAAUCACGUCCUGUUCCAACCAACGUGGUCACAGUUGGGUAA